CCAACCUGCAAACUGCAUAGCGUGGUUAUUAUCCAACACACAAAAACCGAAAGGCAUUAAACGUUCGAUUUUGAAAAGAUUUUCUGAACGUUCCCUCACUAAUAAUAUAAUUCGAAUAGAGCCAGUUAUUGAAAAUAUUCUUCAACAACAAUGAGUAGUACUCUUGAUUUACAAACAACUAAUACCACAUCAACAAUGCCACACAGUUACUCGGAAUCUGAGAUUCAAAACUUGGGUGAUGAUGUUUCUAUUGAUAGUGAAGAAUUCAAUAAUACCGUAGUUGCUAUGGACCAAUUAACACUUGGUUCCACACCACUAGACGGUCUUACUGAUAAGCAAUUGGAAAUAUUGAAGAAGUUUACCCAAAUGUUUGAAGAUGACCGUUCCAAACUGACCCAACUUCAACAAUAUUAUUGUUUCCAUGAUAGAUUCUGUUUUGUCAGAUAUUUGAAAGCCAGAGAUUGGGACAUUCCAAAUGCUACUAAAUUAUUGAAGAGUUCUCUUACUUGGAUUGAAUCCUCAUACAAGCCAUUUAGUUUAACUGCUAAACAAUUAUGGUUAGAAGCAUCACCUGCCAAGACUUAUAUCAAGGGUCAUGAUAAGGCUGGUCGUCCAAUUAUUUAUCUUCAUGCCGGUAGAGAUUUCACAAAUGAUCCUGCUACUGGUGUUAGUUUACUUGUUUAUAAUUUGAUUGCUGCCAGUUAUAGAAUGGGUCCAAAUGGUUCUCAAAUGACUUGGAUUUGUGAUUUCAGUUCCUACACAACAAAGUCUGCUCCUCCAUUGGCAGUUUGUAAACAAGCUGUUGAAAUUUUAUCUUCACACUUCCCUGAAAGACUUGGUUUGUGUUUGAUGGUCUUUGCUCCUAAGGUUUUCUAUUGGUUCUUCAAAUUAAUUUCUCCUCUCAUUCCACCUGUCACUAAGCAAAAGAUUCAAUUCUGUAAGGGCACCAAACAAAAGGAUAUGAGAGCAUUCUUUGAACCAUUUGUGGAUAUGUCUCAACUUGAAAAGAAAUAUGGAGGUGAUCAAGAUUUCACAUACAAUCAUAAGGAAAUGUGGGCUCACGAAAUUGAACAUGAUUUGAAGAGAUUGCACAAAAUUAAGGAAGCUGGUGGUAUGAAACCAGAAGAAGCUGAUGCUUUAAUUAAUGAACCAAUUAUUGACACUUUGGAAAAGCACAACAAGUUUUUCAAAGCCAGACAUGCUUCCAAAUAAGACGAGCUAUCUAAUAAUUUAAACAUCCAUUCUCUUUCCUCCACUGUGAAUAACACCUCCAUCAACACACUAAAACAAAAAUAAAUUAAUUUAUUCGAAUGU
Molecule: messenger RNA, 1314 nt
Organism: Naegleria gruberi
Lineage: Eukaryota; Heterolobosea; Eutetramitea; Acrasida; Naegleriidae
Exons: 1
Coding region: 196-1212 (338 amino acids)
Molecular function (GO): phosphatidylinositol transfer activity
Source: RefSeq, a predicted model, not a curated record